AUGUGUGAAGGGCCGUCAAGGAUUUCUGGACCCAUUCCUCCAGACCCUACACUCAUUCCAGACUAUUACAAACGCCCCUUCUCAGCUCGAGGGAGGCUGGAAGGGAAUGCUCAGAAGCUGGAUUUUACCUCUGGCCCCCUGGACCUAGUUCUCAACCCAUACCCUGCUUUGGGCACUGCCCGCCACAUCCAGCCAGCCCCUCGCAUUCGCCCCAGUGGAAAGGACUUUCUGGAGAAGGGACAGAAGGGGACGCUCAGUCUCUUACUGCAGCUCGAAGGGAUCUCCCUUGGCGGAGGGCUGCCAGUCAAGAGGAAAGGGUCCAAGGACCACGAGAAGGAAAACAUGAGGCGAAUAAAGGAGAUUCAGAAGAAGUGCAAAGAGAAGGAGCGAGCUCAAGAGCACAGCCAUCCCAAGCCUGUGAAAGCUCUGUGGAAAUCCCAGAAAUACGAAAAUGUGGAGUCAAAGGUGAAGGCCAAACUGCAG
Pelecanus crispus (Dalmatian pelican) is the source of this 483-nucleotide messenger RNA. NCBI's taxonomy places the organism in Eukaryota, Metazoa, Chordata, Aves, Pelecaniformes, Pelecanidae. The record is from RefSeq and is a predicted model, not a curated record.